AUGUGGAAUGCGGGUCAAACGGAACUUCGAGCCCAAACUGCGCCUCACCUCCAAGGCAAACGGCGGCUUGCACCGUACGUACCGACCGCACGACCACGCUACGCUCAGCCGCGCGCGUCGGGCUCCGGAAGCUUUAAAAAGGCGGCCAACGAGACACUUUUUGAGGCGGCGGUCGCUUCCACUAAGAGUACGCAACGUCGUCAUUUUAAAAUGGCGCCAAAGAUUAACCUCGACCAGUGGCUCGCCUGCUUCGUGUGCCACAUUGGCGUCAGCUGCCUAGCCAAAAACGUGGUGAAGCGGGAGCUCCUCAUGCGUGCCACCAUGAAGAGAAGUCGACAUCACAGUAGCAGUGACGACUCUGACAAUGGCAGUAAUUCCACCUGCUGGUCCCAGCAUUCAUCUCAGGCCAGGAGAGGAACCAGACAGAAACCUUCUGAGGUCUUCCGAACGGACCUGAUCACCGCCAUGAAGGUUCAUGACUCGCAGCAGCUCAACCCGGAGGACUACUACGUCCUUGCCGACCCGUGGCGGCAGGAGUGGGAGAAGGGCGUCCAGGUGCCGGUCAGCCCGCGGUCUGUCCCGCGGCCUGCGGCUCGCCGGCUGGCCGACAAAUGCGAGGAAGCGACGACCUUCAUUCGGCCCAAGAAGCUGAUAUGCACGUCGGCCGCGCAGGUCCCAGGCUACGUUGACAUCCGCACCCUGGCUGAGGGCGCCUGCCGGUAUGACCUCAACGAACAGGACGUGGCCUGGCUGACAGUGGUCAAUGAGGAAUUCCUCAAGUUGGCCCUCCCACCGUUGGACGAGGCGAGCGCGGAGCGCGCCCUGGAGGAGUUCGAGCGGCGCUGCUACGACAACAUGACGCACGCCACGGAGACGGAGGAGGGCCUGGGCAUCGAGUACGACGAGGACGUGGUCUGCGACGUCUGCCAGUCGCCCGAUGGAGAGGACAACAACGAGAUGGUCUUUUGUGACAAGUGCAACAUCUGCGUCCAUCAGGCGUGCUACGGCAUCCAGAAGGUCCCGAAGGGCAGCUGGCUGUGUCGGAUCUGCGCGCUGGGAAUCUUGCCCAAGUGCCAGUUGUGCCCCAAGAAGGGCGGCGCCAUGAAGCCCACCCGCAGCGGAACCAAGUGGGUCCAUGUCAGCUGCGCAUUGUGGAUCCCGGAGGUGAGCAUCGGGAACCCGGAGAAGAUGGAGCCCAUCACCAACGUGUCGCACAUUCCCAGCAACAGGUGGGCGCUCAACUGCUGCCUGUGUAAAGACAAGACGGGAGCCUGCAUCCAGUGCUCGGCCAAAAACUGCCGUGUGGCCUUCCACGUGACGUGCGGCCUCCACGCCGGCCUGGAGAUGACCACCAUCCUCACCCAGGACGACCAAGUCAAGUUCAAGUCCUAUUGCCCCAAGCACUCUGGGCCGGAGGCCGACCGCUCCGGGGAGCGAGACGAAGAGGAGGAGGAGCAGGGCGUGGACGGGAGGGGCGAACGGCGGGUGAAUAGCAAAGGGGAUCCGGGCCCGGCCUCGUCCUCUCGCCUGCUCUGGCCUCGCGACCCGCAGGAAAUGCGCGUCAACGUCCGCAAGAUGAAGUUGCGAGAGAUGGAGGAGGUCUUUUACGAGUUCGUGGACGCCAGAGAGGUGGGGCGCCACUUGAAGAUGGCGCCCGAGACAGUGGACUUUGUAUACCAGUACUGGAAGCUGAAGCGCAAAGCCAACUUCGACCAGCCGCUGCUGACGCCCAAGAAGGACGAGGAGGACGGCCUGGCCCGACGGGAGCAUGAGGUGCUGCUCCGACGCCUGCAGCUCUUCACUCACCUCCGUCAAGACCUGGAGAGGGUGCGCAACCUGACCUACAUGGUGACCCGACGUGAGAAGAUGAAGCGUUCCUUAUGGCGGAUUCAGGAGCAGAUCUUCCAGCAUCAACUUCAGCUCGUAGACCGGGAGACGCUCGGCGGGAAGCCGUCUGAAACGGACCCGCGGCAUCUCUUCUCGUCGGACCGGCCGAACUCUCGGGCGUCCCGGUCCCCGUGGGGCCACAAGACCAAACGGCGCUCCAAGCAAGACCGGGGGAAGGCGCGCGAAAGGAAAGCCGUCUCGGAGAAGGACCCCGGAAGCCCCGCGGUCCGAGAGUCGGACCCCCGGACUGCGAACCACCUCGAAGACUCUGCGCUCGGACGGCCGGACUCCAUGAAACGUGAGGCUGCGCCCCGGGAAAGCCGCGGCCCCAAAUGGCACAAGAAAAGCGUGCGGGGAGAGGCCCCGGGGCCCGAACGGAGGCGAGAAAAACGAGCGGAGCGCAAAAAACGGCGGCGGCCCGAGGUUUUCCCCGAGGGCUCCGAACAACUUGAUAGGACCGUCUCGGUCCGGCUGGUGGACAUCAGGUCGUCGGAGGGCGGAGAAAGGAGCUCGGGGAAGUUGCCGCUGGCAACCAAAGGUUGGGGCGAGUUCCGAAUCCCCAAGCGGCGCGACGGCUCGGAGCUUCGGCCGCUCACCAACACGCCGCCGGGGCCCCAGCGCCGCCCCAGGACCGGGCUGCGCACGGGGGCCGAGAACGAGGGCCUGAAAAGGUGCCGCUCGCGCCGGCCGAGGGGCGACGCCUCCCUCGCCCGCCGCUACGGCGCCGACGUUAUCCGCCGCGGCGUCCUGGCGUCGUGA
Nerophis lumbriciformis (worm pipefish) is the source of this 2646-nucleotide messenger RNA. The record is from RefSeq and is a predicted model, not a curated record. Lineage: Eukaryota; Metazoa; Chordata; Actinopteri; Syngnathiformes; Syngnathidae.